GAAGAACCACUAAGGUUAUCAUGUCAGCGGGGCCGCGGGUUCGUCAUGCCGCAGCGGCCAAUGAGACGAUUGUGGUGCGCAUCUGGCGCUGGGUAAAGAUAACGAUCUGGCACGUGUUCUACGGACAGAAUGAGUGGCAGCGUUUGUGCAGCCCGACGGGAGCUGGGGUGGAUGAGGAAGAACGCAUCGUGCGCUUUCGCACAGAAAUGGCGCUGUCAACGCAGAUGGUGCAAACGUGCAAUGUGGUGUUUGAUAACGAGCCGUUCCCGAUGGAUGCAACGCUGCAUGACGUGGCAACGAGAGCCAAGCUGGAUGAGCGAGACGCAACAUUGAUGGUAAACGUACGCUCGUGUCUCCAGCGCUGCAACUUUGUGAACAAGGUGUAUGCCCGCGUGUGCGCGCUAAAGAACCAAGCGUACAGCUCCUUGGAGCCCGAACACGAGGAGAUGUUGGAGCAGUUGUGGGCGAAUUUGAAGCCUGAUACUCGUCGUGAAGGUGGACGUAUCACCAAGGAGUGGGGGGAGAUUGGCUUCCAAGGAACGGAUCCGAUGUCAGACUUCCGCGGCAUGGGUCUUUUUUCGCUGGUGCAGCUCAACCACUUCGCAAAAAGCUACAGAAUUGAAGCCCAGCAUGCAUUGGGGGAGUCGAAUCAUCCGACGCGCUGGUACCCAUUUGCAGUGACCGGCAUCAACAUCACGGCUUUUAUGAUCGAGUUGAUUGACGAGCGUCUGCUAGACGUCAAGCUGUACCGUCACGCUGCUAAUGGUGGAUAUGAUGCUGUGGACACUGGGCUCAAACAGCUCCACGAUAUAUACGUCAUGGGCACCGGUCGGUCGGGAUCAGGCAGGGCGCGCGCGCACGCCAAGAAGAAGCAAUACAAACGUGGGCAUGCCACCAAGAAUCGUUCUCGCGACAUCGACCAGAUCCAGGACGACCUGCGCGCGGAGAAGGUGACAGGCAAGUCCACGGCUUUCGAGGAGGACGAGGAUCUGCCAGGUCUGGGUCAGUUCUACUGCACGCCGUGCGGCCGCCAUUUCAUCGACGCCAAGACGCGGGAUGUGCACCUCAAGACUAAGGUACACAAGCGGAGAUUGAAGGACGUCGCGCAGAAGCAGUACACACAGAAUGAGGCCAUGCAGGGCGCUGGCAAAGGGGUUGAGACCUACAAACCGGCCCGCCCUAAGGAAAUCCACGACAUGGAUGACUUGUAG
Phytophthora infestans T30-4 is the source of this 1211-nucleotide messenger RNA. RefSeq lists its product as uncharacterized. Bases 207 to 1211 code for a protein of 334 amino acids. The transcript is spliced from 7 exons. Lineage: Eukaryota; Oomycota; Peronosporomycetes; Peronosporales; Peronosporaceae. The record is from RefSeq and is a predicted model, not a curated record.